UCCAAAUUCAUAUAAUCAACCUUUUUACAUUAACCGGACCGUGCAACGAUAGCGUUUCACCUGUCGAUAAGAAUAACAGGAGAGAACCUGACCUGUGGGUUCAACUCUAUUCUACUACAUCUAUGCAGAUUGGAGUAACAGUCUCCCCUCUCCCCUCCCCUGUGUUAUGUUUGUACCCUGUUUUGUACCUUGCGCCGAUCGGUUAUUUUGGUGCAAUGACAAAUUAAACCGAAUUAGAGCGAUUCAGGGGGACCCUUCCACCGGACGGUCCGACAGAAAGCGGAUUUCUGCGGAGGUCUUCAUUUACGCGAUGAAGUAACAGGCUGAGCUACAAUGUCAAACUUCGCGAGCUGCCUCUGAUGAGACGAGGACGAUAACUCGCCAAGAGCGGUUUUUUUCCGAGAUCUGAGGGUUUCCCUUUGAAGACCGACAUGAAGUUCGCCCAGAUCAUGCUGAAGAACAGCUCGAAGCUGAACAUACCUAAACAAGUGGACCGAUUUUCGAAGUACUCUCCGUCCCCGCUGUCAAUGAAGCAGUUCAUUGACUUUGGAUCAGCCAAUGCCUGUGAAAAGACCUCCUUCAUGUUUUUAAGGCAAGAGCUUCCGGUCCGUUUAGCCAACAUCAUGAAGGAGAUCGACUUCCUCCCGGACAAACUGCUCAGCACUCCUUCACUGAAGCUGCUUCAAAGCUGGUAUGCGCAGAGUUUGAUGGAGCUUGUUGACUUUUUGGAGAAAGACCCUGAUGAUAAAAAAAUCCUAACUAAAUUCACAGAAACGCUGAUCAAUGUCAGGAACAGGCACAACAAUGUGGUGCCCACCAUGGCACAGGGAGUGCUGGAGUACAAGGAGGCCUUUGGCGUGGAUCCCGUGACCAAUCAGAAUGUCCAGUAUUUUUUGGACCGCUUCUACAUGAGCCGAAUCUCCACACGCAUGCUGAUGAAUCAGCACACGUUAAUCUUUGAUGGCAGCACCAAUCCAGCCCACCCCAAACACAUUGGCAGUAUUGACCCAAACUGUGACGUGGUGGAGGUUGUAAAAGAUGCCUAUGAGAGUGCCAAGAUGCUGUGCGAUCAGUACUACUUAACCUCUCCCGAAGUGGAAAUCAAACAAGUGAACUUUAAAGGACCCAGUGACCCUAUACAUAUAGUUUACGUGCCUUCUCAUCUGUACCACAUGCUCUUUGAGCUCUUCAAGAACGCAAUGAGAGCAACUGUGGAAACCCAUGAGACCAGCCUACAUCUCCCAACAAUCAAAGUGAGAGUUUCUCUAGGAAGCGAAGAUUUGACUAUCAAGAUGUCUGACAGAGGAGGUGGGGUUCCUUUGAGGAAAAUCGAAAGACUUUUCAGCUACAUGUAUUCAACUGCACCGAGUCCUGUGGCUGAAAACGGCCGUAAUGCUCCUCUGGCUGGCUUUGGCUAUGGUCUUCCUAUUUCCCGCCUUUAUGCCAAGUACUUCCAGGGAGAUCUGCAGCUCUACUCUAUGGAGGGAUACGGCACGUCGGCAGUCAUAUACCUAAAGGCCUUAUCCACGGAAUCAAUAGAAAGACUUCCCGUCUUCAACAAGUCAGCCUUAAGGCAUUAUCAAACGAGCACAGAGGCCGACGACUGGUGCAUCCCGAGCAGCGAGCCCAAGAAACUGGGAAAGUACGAGUUCAGUGUUUGAGAGGAAUGAGAAGCUCGUGAUAAACAUAAGGACCGAACAGGAUGAACUGUAGUGGGGUAACAAUCUCUGUGACAGUUGAGGUAUUUCAGACGCGUGGUUUCAUCAAAGGGUUGACAAUUGACUUUAUGAAUGUUACAGUAUGACUAACAAGGGCAUUCUCGUCUUCCACAUAUCACAUUGCUUAUAACACACCAUUUGCGGUGCUAACAUUCAGAGUUUCUUCUGCGAGGUCAGAGACUUCAGUCGAUUGUACUGAAGCUGACUGGUCGUUUGAGCACUUGUUGAUUCCUACACAUUACCACAGAUUCUGUAAGUGUUUUAGAGUAUGUGAACGUGUGUUUUAGUCAGUGGGGCCAAGUUACCAGCUUUGUGUGAGUUAUAUAGCAUGUAUUUACAUGUGUUUUUUUAUCACAGAUAUUUGGGAGAACAAUUUCCGAAUAUCUGAAAUUAACCAAGGCUUUAUAUAUUUCCUUGGUUAAAAAUGCAUUCACAGUGCAAAUACUAGAAUGACCAUAGUUGUGUGUUGCUUGACUGUGAUCUUAAAAUGUUUUUCUAACAGUUGGACCUACUGUCUAACACUCCAUUUAGUUUUGAGUGUAAAAAUGUGACGCUAUCGAUAAGGCCAAAUCAUUUCGUCAACAUGCAAGAGUGACUUCACUGACCGUAAAAACAUUAAAUUUAAUUUGACACUCUAUCUAAUAUGUAGUAAUAAUAGAUUGUGUCAGAAGAAACACAGGUUCGUUGCUAUGUUAUUGAUUUAUUUAAGACUGUUUAGAUGGAUCAGACAGUGUUGCUUUUUAUGACCACAAAAAUGUAUGUGACAACAGCUUCUGGCUGAACAUUUCAGGUAUUCUGUAUGAACAAAAAAUGACAUGUAGCUCUAUUUGAUUCUCUUUUUUUUUUUAGCAUGAAAACACUGAAGAGGCGAUAUUUUCGUUAUUUUCAUUUACGUAUAAAUGAAAGAUGAAAUGGCUUGUUUUUAAAUAUAUUAUCUCAGGAUUGUGCUGAUUUGCCUUUCUAGUUUUGUCUGUUUUUGUUUUGUUUCAUUUUAAUUUUACUGUAAUAUUUGCAAAGUCGGCUCGUCGAAAGCAAUGUGAAGGACCUGUAUGAAUUUUAAGGGAACUCAAGUGGCAGCAGCUGUUCUGUUUCAAGAGACACUCAUCAGACUCUGGGUGGCUUUCAGCUGCUAGCAGUUUGCUCUGCUAACAUGUAUUUGCCUCGUUCAGAGAUGGAAGUAUUUAGACAAACCUCAAUAGAUCAUUUGCACAUUUCAAGCUAUAAUCAAGAAUUGACAUGUUGAUGUUAUCCAUUCAUACCUCAUAAGCUUCAUUAGUAGUCAUGGAGAGCUUGGCGCACUCCUCCUCGUGAAAUCACACCUGCUUCUUGACGUGUCCUAGAUACACAGUCCUGUAUUCACAAAGAAGCAACUAUGUUAAUGGAUGCUCUGUACUAUUGAUGAAACUCACUCAUGCGGUGAGAGAGUGCCAUUUUCUGUACUAUUAAAACAAUGAAUGAAGAAAAAA
Messenger RNA from Puntigrus tetrazona (Sumatra barb), 3184 nucleotides. RefSeq names its product pyruvate dehydrogenase kinase, isozyme 4 (gene pdk4). Gene Ontology annotation, molecular function: pyruvate dehydrogenase (acetyl-transferring) kinase activity. Gene Ontology annotation, biological process: regulation of glucose metabolic process; protein phosphorylation. Gene Ontology annotation, cellular component: mitochondrion. NCBI's taxonomy places the organism in Eukaryota, Metazoa, Chordata, Actinopteri, Cypriniformes, Cyprinidae. The record is from RefSeq and is a predicted model, not a curated record. The transcript has 11 exons. Bases 432 to 1661 code for a protein of 409 amino acids.